AUGAAACCGGUGCUGUCGGUCUUACUUAUCUUUGUACUUGUCGUUGUUUUGGCGCAUCAUGCCGAAGCAAUGAACAAACGUUACUAUGAUUCAUGGAACUCGAAUAAUGAUUUAAGCAACGAUGGAGACAAUGACGAUUUAUCAAGAAUCUUUCCAUUUCGUCAAAAAAGUUCGAAAAAAGAAGAUCCAUGUGCCAAUAAACCGUUGUGGUAUUUGAAAUAUCAAGCUCGUCUUGGCAAAUUAUCACCGUUCUACGAUUGUCUCGGUGUGUACGGUCUCUAA
This is a messenger RNA of Adineta ricciae, 282 nucleotides long. The record is from the annotation of a GenBank genome assembly. Lineage: Eukaryota; Metazoa; Rotifera; Eurotatoria; Adinetida; Adinetidae.